Messenger RNA from Spodoptera littoralis (African cotton leafworm), 618 nucleotides. The record is from the annotation of a GenBank genome assembly. NCBI's taxonomy places the organism in Eukaryota, Metazoa, Arthropoda, Insecta, Lepidoptera, Noctuidae.
AUGGCCAAAUACAUCGUCGCCCUUGCCCUGCUGGGUUGCGCUAUGGCUGAGCCUCCAGUGGGCUACAGCUACUCCGCCCCCUCAUCCUCCAUCUCCCUGGGCUCCCUCAGCGGCGGCGGCCACUACCACUCCGUGCCCGUCGGCCACUCCGAAAGCGAAGGUUACUUCGUAGACCCUCAUCUCCUCCACAAAAUCAAGAACAUCCUCUUGUCUGAGGAGAUCAAGAACCAGGAAUACUCUGGUCAUGGACACGGAGGACACGGACACGGACACGGCAUCUCCUCCCAAUACGGUGUCCCCGCCCCCGUAUACGGUGUCCCCAGCCAGAAGGUUGUUGGCAUUGAACUCGACCACGUCCAGCAAGCUAUCCAGGUCGCCCAGUACCACCAGGCUGAAGAAGUUUACGCCGGCGGACACGGCUACUACUCUGGUGGUCACGGUGGAUACUCCUCUGGUGGUCACGGUGGAUACUCCUCCGGCGGUCACGGUGGAUACUCAUCCGGUGGUCAUGGUGGAUUCUCCUCCGGCGGUCACGGAGGCUCCUCUCACUACACCACCAUCGGAAUCCCCUCUGGAUCUUACGGAGUACCCUCCGAGUCAUACGGUCACCCCCACUAA